Molecule: messenger RNA, 894 nt
Organism: Dichomitus squalens LYAD-421 SS1
Lineage: Eukaryota; Fungi; Basidiomycota; Agaricomycetes; Polyporales; Polyporaceae
Product: cytochrome b5
Exons: 7
Coding region: 1-864 (287 amino acids)
Cellular component (GO): membrane; endomembrane system
Source: RefSeq, a predicted model, not a curated record
AUGUCUUGGUUUCUGAACCCGGAUGGCGAUCGCCCCCAACGUAGAAGGCCCGAGAAGCUGAAGGACUUUCCGAAGGACGCGGAUGGCAAGCCCCUGGGGCCACAAACCCCCGGCAACGACCCUGUGGAUCCUGACAGGAAGGUGUCCACCAAGCAAGCUAACCGCCCCUUCCUGGCGUAUGCGCAGUACCGUGCCGAGCGCGAGCAGGCCCAUAAGGAGUGGCUGCAGCGCAAGCAGCAGCGCGAGGAGAAGCUUGCCCGUGGCGAGGAGGUGGGGCCUGAGGAGCCUGACCCGACGGAGGAGGUCGAGGUCGGCUGCCUCGGCCUGCUCAAGUUCAUUCUGUACGCGACCCUGUUCAUCAUCCUCGCGGGCAAGUUCUUCACCGGCAGCUUCCUGUGGGAGCAGGAGCUACCUAACUUGAGACAAUUCAUUCCUACGAACCAGCGGCUGUUCUCCGAGACUCUCCUCGCCCAGUUCGACGGCUCGGACCCUGAAAAGCCUGUGUACAUUGCUAUCGACGGGGACGUGUACGAUGUCAGCGCCGGCCGUGCUACCUACGGCCCUGGCGGCUCUUAUCAUAUGAUGGCUGGGAAAGAUGCCGCAAGGGCAUACGGCACCGGGUGUUUCAAAACGCACCUCACGCACGACCUCCGCGGCUUAAGCGAAAGCGAGAUGAGGGGCGUACAGCACUGGAAGAAGUUCUAUGCCGAGUCAAAGAAGUACCACAAGGUGGGGCGUGUUUCUCACCCCCCCAUCGACCCUGCAAGCCCAUACCCAGAACAUUGCGACCCGAAGAAGGCCGAGGCGGCAAGGGAACGUGAGCGCGAGGCGCAAGCCGAGGCAAGAAAGCACGAAGAGCUUUGAUGCACGAGUUCCAGCGAGUCUCCACUCUCC